This is a messenger RNA of Erinaceus europaeus (western European hedgehog), 4267 nucleotides long. RefSeq names its product acyl-CoA oxidase 1 (gene ACOX1). Gene Ontology annotation, molecular function: FAD binding; fatty acid binding. The record is from RefSeq and is a predicted model, not a curated record. Gene Ontology annotation, cellular component: peroxisome. The transcript has 14 exons. Gene Ontology annotation, biological process: lipid homeostasis; fatty acid beta-oxidation using acyl-CoA oxidase; very long-chain fatty acid metabolic process. NCBI's taxonomy places the organism in Eukaryota, Metazoa, Chordata, Mammalia, Eulipotyphla, Erinaceidae. Bases 93 to 2078 code for a protein of 661 amino acids.
GGCGCGGGGGCUGCUACGAGAGCCGCGCCGGCGGGGCUGCUACUCGCCGUGUCGCUGCCGCCUCGCAGUCCGCCGCCGCCGCCGCCGCCGCCAUGAACCCGGACCUGCGCAGGGAGCGGGCUUCCGCGAGCUUCAACCCGGAGCUGCUCACGCACAUCCUGGACGGCAGCCCCGAGAACACCCAGCGGCGCCGGGAGAUCGAGAACCUGAUUCUGAAAGACCCGGACUUCCAGCACGAGGACAUGAACUUCCUCUCUCGAAGUCAGCGAUACGAGGUGGCAGUUCGGAAGAGUGCCACCAUGGUGAAGAAGAUGAGGGACUUCGACAUCGCAGAUCCUGAUGAAAUCAUGUGGUUCAAAAAUUUUGUGCACCGAGGGCGGCCUGAGCCUCUGGAUCUUCACUUGGGCAUGUUCCUGCCUACCUUGCUUCACCAGGCAACCGCAGAACAGCAGGAACGCUUCUUCAUGCCCUCCUGGAACUUGGAGAUCAUUGGCACUUAUGCCCAGACAGAGAUGGGUCAUGGAACUCAUCUUCGAGGCUUAGAAACCACAGCCACUUAUGACCCAGAAACCCAGGAAUUCAUCCUCAACAGUCCUACUGUGACCUCCAUCAAAUGGUGGCCUGGUGGACUUGGAAAGACUUCAAAUUAUGCAAUAGUACUUGCCCAACUCAUCACUAAGGGGAAAUGCUAUGGAUUACAUGCCUUUAUUACACCUCUUCGUGAAAUCGGGACCCAUAAGCCCUUCCCAGGUAUCACAGUUGGAGACAUCGGCCCCAAGUUUGGCUAUGAUGAGAUGGACAAUGGCUACCUGAAGUUGGACAAUUAUCGUAUUCCCAGAGAGAACAUGCUGAUGAAGUAUGCCCAGGUGAAACCUGAUGGCACAUACGUAAAACCUGUGAGUAACAAGCUGACUUACGGGACCAUGGUGUUUGUCAGGUCAUUCCUCGUGGGAGAAGCUGCUCGGUCUCUGUCCAAGGCUUGUACCAUCGCCAUUCGAUACAGCGCUGUGAGGCAUCAGUCUGAAAUCAAACCAGGUGAACCAGAACCACAGAUUUUGGAUUUUCAGACCCAGCAGUAUAAACUCUUUCCACUCCUGGCCACCGCCUAUGCCUUCCGGUUUGUAGGCGAGUACAUAAAGGAAACCUACCACCGGAUUAAUGAAGAAAUUGGCCAAGGAGACCUGAGUGAGCUGCCUGAGCUGCAUGCUCUCACAGCGGGAUUGAAGGCUUUUACCUCCUGGACAACUAACGCUGCCAUUGAAGCAUGUCGGAUGGCUUGUGGAGGCCAUGGCUAUUCUCACUGCAGUGGUCUUCCAAAUCUCUAUGUUAACUUUACUCCUACCUGCACCUUUGAGGGAGAAAACACUGUCAUGAUGCUUCAGACAGCAAGGUUCCUGAUGAAAAGUUAUGAUCAAGUCCACUCGGGAAAAUUAGUGUGUGGCAUGGUGUCCUACUUGAAUGACCUGCCCAGUCAGCGCAUCCAGCCACAACAAGUAGCAGUCUGGCCCGCAGUGGUGGAUAUCAGCAGCCCCGAGAGCUUAACUGAAGCGUAUAAACUCCGUGCGGCCAGAUUAGUGGAAAUUGCUGCAAAAAACCUCCAGACUGAAGUGAUUCACAGAAAAAGCAAGGAAGUAGCCUGGAACCUAACUUCAGUUGACCUCGUCAGAGCAAGUGAGGCACACUGCCACUAUGUGGUAGUUAAGCUUUUUUCGGAAAAACUCCUCAAAAUUCAAGAGAAGUCCAUCCAGGCUGUCUUGCGGAGCUUAUGUCUCUUGUAUUCGUUAUAUGGAAUCAGUCAGCAUGCGGGGGAUUUUCUUCAGGGGAGCAUCAUGACAGAAUCUCAAGUCAUCCAAGUAAACCAGCGUAUAAAGGAAUUACUGACCGUGAUUCGCCCCGAUGCCAUUGCGUUGGUUGAUGCCUUUGAUUUUAAGGAUGUUUCACUUGGCUCUGUGCUUGGCCGGUAUGAUGGAAAUGUUUACGAAAACUUGUUUGAGUGGGCAAAGAAAUCCCCACUGAAUAAAACUGAGGUCCAUGAAUCUUACUACAAGCACCUGAAGCCACUGCAGUCUAAGCUCUGAAGAGUCCUGAUGUAUUGUGCUCCAGAAGACAGCUCUAUUCUGUUUCCUUCCCUUCUACCUGUCACACAGAUCUUCCUGGAAUCUUAUCAAAUUUAGAAAGCUUUAGAGCAAAUGAAAAAGAAAAAACGACCCCUUUCCUCUUUUUAUAAAUGAAGAAAAUGAUGAACAGAUUUCAGAGAUUAAAUGAAAAAAAUCAGAUGUGUUUUUAAGUGCAAUUAACACUGAAAGGGAGCUGCUAAGCAUAAAAGAAGCUUUCAGAAAUGCAGUAUGACUUCCUUUUGUGAUACUACUGAUCCUGUAGGCCAUAACUUUUGAUAAUUAGCAGAACUUAACUACUAAGUAGUUCAUUAUUUUCACACCUCAGUUGCUGAGCAGUGGGUAUACGUGUUAAGGAAAGGUAUUUUUUAAAUGAUGUAGAACCUUCCAAGCUUUCCUGCUAUAUGCCCUACCUCUCCAGCCAUGGGAAGCAGCCAAAAAGCAGGACUGCCAAAAAGGAUUUGUGAGAAAAACUAAUCAGGAAGCUUUUUUUUUUUUUUUUUUUAAAUAGGACAGAGAGAAAUUGAGAAGGAAGGGGAAAAAAGAGAGAGACACCCGCAGCCCUGCUUCACUGCCUAGGGAGCUUCCCCUUUGCAAAUGGAGACUGGAGACUUGAGCUUGGAUCCUUGCACAUUAGGUAAUGUGUGCUCUGCAGGGUGUGCCACUGCCCAGCCCCUAAUCAGGAAAUUUAAUAUGAGUGGAUUUGUGCUUGACACAGUUUCUGACUAUUGACUCUCCUUUGCCAGUGUAUAGUUCCCAUGUCCUUAUUCAUAGUAUUGUUUUUCUAAUAACAAAGAUUUUCUUUAGAACAGGCCUACCACAGGAUCAUUGUUUAUUGUAAUUAGAAAUUAGUCUUCCAUUUGAGAAAACCCUGAAAUUGUCUCACCAGAAGCACUGCAACUCAUUUAGCCCUCAGUUUCCUGGGGAAGAGUUAGGAAGCCAAGUCAUCUCUACAUAUUAGUGUUUUGACAGUUGACGGGACUUUAAUCAAGGAUUAAAGUUUGAUUUGAUUUCCCUUCUUCCUCUAUAGAAAAAAGAAAGAGAGAGAGAGAGAGAAUUCCUUCUUAGAGUAAGUAUAAGGUAAAAACACCAGUUUUGGUUACUGUAACUUUGGUGACUAUGUGAAUUGGAUUUUAUGGGACAACUUAGUCUUUAAUCUUGGCAUAAGUCAUUAAAGAAACUUUGCAUUUACAGUAUUUAGCAUUAAAAAAUUAAAACUAUACUAAAAAAUCACCUCUUACACCCAGAAAUAACACAGAAAAAACUUUUAGAAAAGUAUGUGUUCUGAUUUCUGGCUCCAAAAAUAAUCAUUGAAACUUUAGCUAGGGAAUAAAUGAAAAUUCCAUAGAAUCUACUCCGUAUUGUAUACUGACUUUGUUUUCAGUCUGUUUCUAGGAGCUUUAUUUGAAUUGUGAAAUUGUCCUUUUCAGCUGAAAUUUAACUUACACAGCCAUUCUAUGUUUAAGGGUUACCUCUUAAUUAUUCUUAGAAUCAACGUUAAACAACACAACACUUGCUUUUUUUAAAGACCUGUUGAAUGUGUCUAAACAUCUGUCUUUAGCAACCAGUUCUAAAAUCAGUCUUGAAAAUGUAAUAUAACUCAGCAGAAAUGUAACUCAUAUCUUGAACGCUAUCAUGAAAUAUGUCCCAGAUCAACUGGCAAUGCAACAAAACCCAGCUAAAUACUAUCUAAUGUAAGUCUUAAUCUCUCUCUCUCUAGGAGAACUAGUUGGUAAUUGUAUUAACAUUGAUGUGAAAAAACAUUCUGUUAACCUCAUUUAGAUAUAUCUUGACAGUAGUUCAGGUUCUGGAAAUAAAAAAGUAAAUUUAAAUUGUUUGGUGACCUGUCAAAUGUAGAAUUAUUUCAAAAUUAGUAAUUAAAUACUUUUUUCAUCCUUGAAAUUUGGGGUCAGAAUCUGCAGAUGUUCAAGAUGAUGAAUCCAGCUGAAUAGACCUGGGAUCUGUCUUAGCAGUUUGUAGGUAAUACAGAGUCACCUUCAGUAUAGCACCUUGGGUUUUACUUUAAAGCUAUGAAGAAAACUAACUGUCGUAUUUGAGACUAUCUUUAUUAGCUUUGAGUAACUUGUCUUGAACCUUAGUCAAUGUAAUCAAAGAAUAAAGAUGAAUAAAACCUCACUGAUUUGUACAAUUAA